This is a messenger RNA of Lactuca virosa, 222 nucleotides long. The record is from the annotation of a GenBank genome assembly. NCBI's taxonomy places the organism in Eukaryota, Viridiplantae, Streptophyta, Magnoliopsida, Asterales, Asteraceae.
AUGUACGAUGAUAAUGUGAAAGUCUUUCAUAUAUGUGAGAAGCUUUUUUCCAUGAAACUAUGUGACAUGAGUGUAGAUGAGACUUACGAUGAUAAUGUGAAAGUCUUUCAUAUAUGCCUUUUCCCCUUUAUUAGGGUUUCUGAUUUAUCCUACAAUUCUGCAUUAUCUCCCUCCGCCAUUGAUACAGAUUUUCCUCUUCAAUUCCUUCAUCUCAGGAAUUGA